AAAUAAAUUUGGCCGGGUUAAGUUCGUUUUGAUACUGUGAUGUAACCGGUUUUGGGGUAACCUCUAUGACAUUAAUAAAUUAAAAAUAAGUUGGCUUUGGUGAAAAAGGGAAAAAAGUGAAAAUCGUCAAAAUAUGGCCAACUCUAUAAGAUUUUUUAACAGGAUAUCUCAAAAUUUAAGAAAUAUUUCUACCUCGUCGCCAAAAAAUGAUGCAUGGCUAUCGAAAAUAUUCGUCAGAAAAAUCGAACCUACGAAAGAGAGUCACAGUCGUAUGUUGAGUGACAAAGAAAUUGUCUAUGCUCUCCAAACCCAUAAUUUCAGAGCCGACUCAAAGAAUAAUUACCUAAAAAAUGUGAAAAAUGUUCUAGACUGGAUCAAUACUCAGGAAGAUCUGAGUUCCUCAGUAAACCUUGUAGGAAGUUGGACGGUAAAUGUUGGAGAUCAGGAUCAGGCAUUGCAUUUGUGGAAGUUUGUAGGUGGUUUUGAUAAAAUUGACUCCUAUAAUGAAAUUACUGCCAAUAGUGUGGAAUUUCAAAAGCUUUUACUGGACCAAGGGAAAUUGGUAAGGUCUAGGCACUUACAAUAUCUUUUAGCUUUCAGCUAUUGGCCGCAAAUUGUAGCCCGCGAGCCUAAAAAUAUCUAUGAAAUUCGUAGCUAUGCUUUAAAGCCAGGUACAAUGAUAGAAUGGGGCAACAACUGGGCACGGGCUAUAAACCACAGAAAGAACAAUGAUGAACCAUUUGCUGGCUUUUUCUCCCAGAUCGGUCGUCUAUAUAAUGUUCAUCAUAUUUGGUGCUAUGAAGACCUUCUGAAGAGGAAAGAAACUAGAGAGAGUGCUUGGCGAUCUCCUGGAUGGGAUGAAUGUGUAGCUUACACUGUUCCUUUGAUCAGGGAAAUGCAUUGCCGGAUUAUGGUGCCUACCGAGUUCUCCCCCACUCAGUAAUCUGUGGUGCCAUUUAUAUUUCUUUCGCACAUUCUAGUCCUUUUCUGCCUUGUGUGAAGAGGAACAAUUACAAUAGGACCCUGAAUGUGCAGCGGGCUGAUAUGCAUUUUCUUUUUUUGGUUCACUUUAUAGUUAUUUUUUAUGAAAUAUUAUGUAUUGUGCUAUUAAUUUCUUAAAUUUCAUAUCAUUGUAUAGAACUGAUUAUGAAAUUGUAUCCAUAAAAUACUUUACUAGGUAGCCAAAAGAAUUGUUUUGUUUAAAUUGAGUUGGUUAGCUUUAUGUGCAUCUUCUUUUUUCCUGCUGUUCAACUGUUCUUGAGUCAUUCGGCCAACGACAAACUAUUAAAAAAUUGUAAUAACCAUUUAGGAAAAGUGGUGCUGCUAAUACUAAACACGUGACCGUUUUACUUCACUUUACUUAACAUGUUUACAUGUUACCUUAGAACCUUUGGCCUCAUUCAACCUGCGUAAGCGAUAAUAAAGCAUUAUUAAUGACUCUGUUACCAUCGGUCGUGUUUAAAGUGCAAUGGAG
This is a messenger RNA of Cylas formicarius (sweet potato weevil), 1474 nucleotides long. Its product is annotated as protein NipSnap. The coding region runs from base 134 to 943 and encodes 269 amino acids. NCBI's taxonomy places the organism in Eukaryota, Metazoa, Arthropoda, Insecta, Coleoptera, Brentidae. The transcript is spliced from 6 exons. The record is from RefSeq and is a predicted model, not a curated record. Gene Ontology annotation, cellular component: mitochondrion.